Messenger RNA from Asterias rubens (European starfish), 3540 nucleotides. RefSeq names its product folylpolyglutamate synthase, mitochondrial-like. Lineage: Eukaryota; Metazoa; Echinodermata; Asteroidea; Forcipulatida; Asteriidae. Gene Ontology annotation, molecular function: ATP binding; tetrahydrofolylpolyglutamate synthase activity. The transcript has 13 exons. The record is from RefSeq and is a predicted model, not a curated record. Gene Ontology annotation, biological process: tetrahydrofolylpolyglutamate biosynthetic process. Bases 170 to 2182 code for a protein of 670 amino acids. Gene Ontology annotation, cellular component: mitochondrion; cytoplasm; cytosol.
ACCGCAUGUACAGUGUGUGGGGGAAUUUGCCAAUGUGAUUGUGAAUGUGUUUAGGGCUGUUGUAAUCGUUAAUUUCAUCAGAAAUAGAACCAUUGUCGGCGAUCGUACCUCUACACAGGUGUGUACCCGAUGCAUUGUGAAUGUUUAUGUGAAGCAUUUUGUACAUGGAAUGUAUGUCGUUCGGCGGCAUUUGCAGAAACUCUUCGACUUCGGUAUGAAAGAGAUGAUCGGCUCGAAAGCCCCGUCCGGAAUGUCCGGCGGCAAUAGACCAUGGACGAUGAAUCUAGCUAAGAAAAGUACCAAUGGGAAUGGAGACAGCGUAGCCGGGAGCCGUUACGAGGAAGCAGUGAAUGAAUUGAACACACUACAAAGCAAUGCAUCUGUGUUGGCUCAAGUCAAAAGAAAAAAUAAAGAUCAUGGAAAAAACAAUCUGGAACAAGUGCAGAAGUUCGCUGAGCGGGCAGGCUUGACGCUGGAUAAGUUAGACAAGCUUUCAAUCAUACAUGUGAGUGGCACCAAAGGAAAGGGAUCUGUGUGUGCACUGUGUGAAAGUAUGCUGAGGGCUUCCGGGUACAAGACAGGUUUCUUCAGUUCUCCACAUCUCGUUGAGGUUCGUGAGAGAAUCCGCAUCAACGGCAAGCCCCUCGCUAAAGAUGCCUUCAGUGAAUACUUCUUCACCAUCUUUGAUCGAUUGCAGGAGACGAAAGCUUCUCACGGGGGUGCGAUGCCAGCUUACUUCCGGUUCCUAACGAUCAUGGCGUUCCACGUCUUCCUUAAGGAAAAGGUUGAUGUUGCUGUGAUUGAAGUUGGUCUUGGGGGAUCCUAUGAUUGUACAAAUAUUAUCAGGAAACCAGUGGUUGUUGGCAUUACAUCACUGGGUCUGGACCACAUGGCUAUACUGGGUGACACCAUUGAGGAGAUCGCGUGGCACAAAGCCGCCAUUUCUAAGCCUGGUAGACCAGCUUUUACAGUGGAACAGCAAGAAGGUGCGAUGAACGUUGUCAUGGAUACUGCAAAUAAGAUUGGGGUGUCAAGCAUUCAGUGUAUACCAGACAUUAGUUGCUAUGACUUCAGCGGUAUAAAACUACGGUUGGGCCUGGCAGGGAGACAUCAACUCACGAAUGCCUCGCUUGCAUUACAGCUGUGUAAGACGUGGGUCCAGAACUAUCAAGAGAUUAAUCCACAGCAAUACAAAGAUGGACCUGAGAGUCUAAGAACUGACGCCUUCUUACCCGCUGAAGCAGUUGGCGAUCCAGAGUUAGAAUCAUCAGCAGCUAGGGUCGGCAUGCCGGUGGCUGAAGGCUUCGUCGUUCCCUGCCACUUCAUGAAAGGUCUUGAGGAAUGCUACUGGCCAGGUCGCAAUCAAGUGGUCAAAGGAGAGAAUCUAACGUACUACAUAGAUGGGGCUCACACGCCACGCAGCAUCACGGUGUGUCAGGAGUGGUUCAUUAGCGCAGCUGAUGAAGAAGCCUGGAUACUAGACCGUCCAAUCAAACGUAUCCUCAUCUUCAACUCGACCGGGAAUCGGGAUGAAUAUAGCUUGCUUAAACCACUCACAGAUUGCCAGUUUGACGGUGCCGCCUUUUGUCCAAACAUCACUGGGGAAAGCGUGUCAGGGAACUCGGCAGACUCACUUACAGAUGAUUCUGGCAAAGCUCCUGGGGGUGCCAUGGGCAAUAAUGAUGGCAAGAAAAAAGACCAGACAACUUUCAACACCACCAACGAGAAGCAACUGGCUCGAUGCAAAUGCAACCUCAUCGCCUUCGAAAACCUCGUCGAAGAAGAAGCUCAGUCCGACUUACUGUUGACCAUCCAAGACGUGGCCAAGUAUCCGUCCCGAGAAUGGCAUAGUCGACAGUCGCGCCACCGAGCCACGUCAUCUAUCUGUAAAUCAACUCCCUCAAAUGAUGCAAGGAGACUGCAGUCUGUACCACAGAACAUGUAUCAAACGGACUCAGUGAAGGUACCAAAGGCUGCCACCAAAGUUUUAGAUAGCAUCUCUGACGCCCUACAUUGGGCUGCAACAUGGGCAGACCAAGAACUAACCCCUGAGGAACCCUCCUUGAAUGGUGGUAAGAAGCAGAAGCCUCAUGUACAGGUGUUAAUCACUGGGAGCCUACAUUUGGUCGGCGGGGUGAUCAAGGUGCUGGAUCCAGAGUUGGUGAACAGACCGGGAAGUUGAAUGAACUCCAAUCGCUCCGUUGGGAAAGGUCUUUCAAUAAUUGUAGAGUACAAGUGAAGUUUGUAUGUGUUCCAAAAAUGUCCAGCAACGGCAAAUUUGGCCAUGUUCAUUUCAACAACAAAUAAGGUUGUAGUCAAGGUUAUGUUCUGAAUUUACAAUUCCUUCAUGCUUAAUUUACAUUGUACAGCUAAACCAAGACAACUCUUCUCUCAAAAAGAAGUCCACCAACACUGUGGGGACACUGUGUGGACUUAGACAACUCCACACAGUGUUUUUAGUGUUGAAGAUUUUGCGCAAGUGUACAGGACAACGAAACGCCAAAAGAGUGUAUGCAACACAAAGCUGUGUUUGCAUGCAUGCUUGUCAAUGUUGUACACAAAGUACACAACUCACUCAACAUGUACACCUUCAUAUGUAUGUACAUGCAUAAUGUAUACUUAAGGUUCCAGUACAUAGCUUACAUGUCUAUUUAUAAAAAGCGUACAUAAUUUUCUGUAUAAUACAUUCUGAUUAUCUGCAUCUGCAGUCUCUGUACAAACACAUGAUAAGUCUUGCGUCAAAUAAGGGUGUAACUGCAACACAACUUUAGAAAGCAUUAGAUGUUAUAAAGCGCCGUGUCUAUAACUUGGUCGUUUUCAAUGGAGUUUUGAAAGCAAACAUUCCAAAAACAAAAUCAAAAUUUUGCAGCAAACUUAAGCAGUUUUCUUACCUCGCUCCAUAGUACAUGAUGUAGAACACUUGAAGCAUUGAUGGACGUUGGUUAUAAACAUCUCGGCAAUCAGUCAUGCUGGCCGUGUCAUGCUGGUUGUCUCGCCCAAACCCUGGCUUGGGCUUGGACCACAUCUGUGGCACAAUCGGCUUUUCCAAAGUCCAGUACCGAAGAAGUACACUUUCAAAAAUGCUGUUGGAGCUGCUCAUACCAGUAACCUCAUGUGAUAUCACAUGUUUACAAAAAAAUAAAACAGAGCCUGGACUUCCUGCAAGCACGAUUUGUACAGAGCUCAAUGGUUCACAUACAAUCUGAUAUUUAAUUGAGAUUGCACUGUAUGAUUUUUUUGGGGAUAAUCUUUUGAUAUUAAGAAAGGGGCCACAUCUCAAAACUUUGUCAGCUAUUAGUUUUACAUAUCUUGAAUUUCGGUGGAAAUUUUGAAACAAAAUGUAAGAUUUCAAAUGUACCAGUGUAAAAUGUAUAGUUGGUUUCUACCCUUACAGGUACAUCCAUCGAUGAGUAUUUAAGCACUGUAUACUUUCCCAGGUUCUCGGAAAAAAUACUACAGGCUAAUCACUUGGAUGGGAUUCGAACCCACAACCUUUGCGUUGCUAGAGUAGAUGUCUUACCACUAGACCAUUAAUUAACC